Penicillium maclennaniae is the source of this 1011-nucleotide messenger RNA. RefSeq names its product bZIP transcription factor. Gene Ontology annotation, biological process: regulation of DNA-templated transcription. NCBI's taxonomy places the organism in Eukaryota, Fungi, Ascomycota, Eurotiomycetes, Eurotiales, Aspergillaceae. Gene Ontology annotation, molecular function: DNA-binding transcription factor activity. The coding region runs from base 1 to 1011 and encodes 336 amino acids. The record is from RefSeq and is a predicted model, not a curated record. The transcript has a single exon.
AUGGUCACCAAGAACUCUAUCUUUGUGCGAGAAACCCGUGUUCAAGACGGCCGGGUCAUCGUGCUUGGUCUCGGGUGUAGCCUUGCCCUGACGAGACAGACAAUGAGCAGCAAGGACACAGAGGCACCCAAAAGGCGGGAAUCCCGCUCCGGGACUCGAAAGGUCUCCCACCUCUCUGCCGAACAACUCGAGAGGAAACGUGCGAAUGAUCGUGAGGCUCAACGAUCGAUCCGACAACGAACCAAGGAACAUAUCGAGCAGCUCGAGCAUCAGGUUUCCAUUCUGCAAGCCAGAGUAGCAGAGCUACAACCCCGAAGCGAACGAUUCGACGAAUUGGUCCAAGAGAAUGUCGCUCUUCAAAAUGAAGUCAAUCGAUUAAAGCAACAAUUGGGUAUACCCAUUGAUCGUCCAGCGUUUCCGGCGGGUGGGGAUCCGCCUGGUCUAUUUCGACAUGGAUGGCACAUGGAUGAAGGGCCCAGCAAUGCACCCAACCCCGCGACCAGUAUGCUAUCGCCAUUUCCCGGAUCAUCCCUCCCUUCGACCGCUCCUCGAGCGCCGUCGGCAGUGUCGGGUUCAAGCCGAUCAUCUCACCCCCAUGACUGGCAGCAAUAUUCGAAUACGCGUUCACCGUCGUUAGGCGACACGUCUGAGUCAGAAUAUUCUUCUCAACCAUACGUGAUGGAAGGUCAGUUGCGAAGAGGCAGUCAUCUAGUUCCUCCGCCUCUGCCUGUCGCCCCUCAACUCAGCUUCGGUGCGACUGGCCAGAGUCAACAGCCUUCUGAGUCGUCUUUCCCCCAGAUUUUUCCACGAGAAAGUCUUGAGACUCCCGUUCAGCUGUCCAUCGAACAGCCUAGACCUUCAUUUCUUGCUAGCCAACCAGUGGCGAGCGCUGGCGCCCAGCCAGCUCCUGGGCAGCCAUAUCCGCCCUCAGUGCGCCGUUACCAGAAUCCCAUGGGCCCGCAGUCAAAGAGAGACCCGCCAUAUCCCUACCCAUGGAACCAACAUUCAUGA